CGGCGACAAUCAAGGCAUACAGUCUCACUUCAUUAACCCGUUUACCCGACCUUCUGUAUGAGCAUCAUAGAAGUCAUCUCUUUAUAUGUUAUAGUAUCGUGCGAGUCUAUAGCUAAUGUAAAUGUAGUUACCCACAUCUCCACAUUUACUACGUUAACCAGAAUUCUUCGCUCUCAAGUCGAAAACUCGUCAAGAGGUCAAAACGAAACCGGCAAGUGAAAGACACACUGCAGAGACUCCGUGCCUCUGAUGGCUGGUCGGCUCCUCAAAGUCUCCUCUCUGGCUACAGCACUGUUUGCCUCCUCUGGGUUUUAUCUGUACAACAGACAACUGGACCUCAAUGACCUGAGUAUCAUCCGCUUCGGACGAGCUGCAGCUACUACGGCGGUCAUCAGCUACGACUAUCUGACUGCAUUCAAACAUGUGGAAUAUGGCACAGAGGAAUACUGGGAACUCAAGUCCAAGGUGCACCAGCGUUCAGCAGAGCGUCUUCUAGAUUUGUGCUGUGCCAACCGUGGUACUUUUAUCAAGGUGGGCCAGCACUUGGGUGCUCUGGACUACCUGUUGCCUGAGGAGUACACAUCCACACUGAAGGUGCUCCACAGCCGAGCUCCUCAGAGCUGCAUGGAGGAGAUCCAGCAGGUCAUCAGAGAAGACCUUGGCAAGGAGCAGCUGUCAGAGUUAUUUGUCUCCUUUGAGGAGAAGCCUCAGGGUGCAGCCUCCUUAGCCCAGGUCCACAAGGCAGUGCUUUAUGAUGGGAGGACAGUGGCUGUCAAGGUCCAACACCCCAAAGUCCAGAGACAAAGCUCCAAGGACAUAGUGGUGAUGGAGGUAUUAGUCAGAGUGGUCCAUUGGCUCUUCCCAGACUUUGCCUUCAUGUGGUUGGUGGAAGAGGCCAAGAAGAACAUGCCACUGGAGCUGGACUUCCUUAAUGAGGGACACAAUGCAGAGAAGGUGGCCAACAUGCUGGCCCACUACCCCUUUCUCAAGAUUCCGAUGAUCCACUGGGAUCUGUCCACAAAGAGGAUCCUGACCAUGGAGUUUGCAGAGGGGGGGCAGGUCAAUGACAGAGACUACAUGAAGAAACACAGCAUCAAUAUCAAUGAGAUCUCAGAGAACCUGGGUAAGAUGUACAGUGAAAUGAUCUUCGUCCAUGGCUUUGUUCACUGUGACCCACACCCAGGCAAUGUGCUGGUCCGAAAGUGUCCCCAGAGCAAGAAGACAGAGAUUGUCCUGCUGGAUCACGGCCUUUAUCAGAUCCUGCAGCCAGACUUCAGACUGGACUACUGUCGGCUGUGGCAGGCUCUGAUUAAGGGGGACAUAUCCAAGGUGGAGCGUUACAGCCGGAGACUGGGCGCUGGAGAUCUGUACCCGCUGUUUGCCUGUGUGCUCACCGCUCGCUCCUGGACCGCAGUCAAUGCCGGCAUUAGUUCUGUGCCUGUCACACACACUGAGGAUGUUGAGAUACGGACCAAUGCAGCUCUUUACUUGCCCCAAAUCAGCGACCUCUUGAACCGAGUGCCCCGUCAGAUGCUACUGCUGCUGAAGACCAACGACCUGCUGCGGGGCAUUGAGACCACCUUACAGACCAGAGCUUCGUCUUCGUCCUUCAUCAACAUGUCCCGCUGCUGUAUACGCGCCAUGGCCAGGCACAAGAGGAGUAAGGCUCAGUCCAGGAGGAGGCAUCUGCAGAUACAGCUGGCGGAAUCGCUCAGCCUGUGGAAACUCACCAUGUUUGAACUGUUUCUGUGGGUGAAGGGCUCCAUGUUGGUACAUUGGCUCACUGCACUGCUGGCAUUUCUGAACUGAAGCACAUCUGGACAUCACACUGGAACAUUAACAACAGGCUGCAACUGUUGGCUCUCGGGUGUAUAUACACUGCAUGUUAACACAUUUUAAAUAUGUGCCACACACACAUAUACACACUGAAUGUUCUCCUAUCACACAUUUGUACUUCUGUCUAUGUGAGGACUAUUGACACAGUGCAUUCCCUAGGCCCUGGCCCUACCUCUAACCAAAGUCUAACAGCUCUCUGAAGUUGUGAGUUGCUGUCCUCACGCAGUAUGUCUAUAACUCAAACUGGUCCUCACAAAGACAUAAGAUUACAAGUACACACACACACACACACACAUACAUGAGUACAUACAAGGACAGGAUGCUGAUGUCUUUGAACACCAGGAGCAGCUUGUGGCUGUUGGUAACUUUUUAGGCCUCACGAUCACAACAGUGCUGAGAUAAACUAUUUUCUCAUGAUUGUGUCAUAAUUGUUUAUUAAUUUCAUUUACUCAGGAUUCUGUCUUAUUCUAUUUAAUUUAAGAACAUUAUUAACAGAUAAUGAUUUUUCUCAUAACCCUGAGAUAUUGAACCAUUAUCUCCGUAUUUACUCCAUACCAGUGGCAGAAACCUGGUCACACUGACUGUAUCUCUGUGAUGUGCUAUGAAGUACUGUGUGUAUGGAUGAAUUGUAAUGUGUCAAGAAACAGUUCCACUACAUAGCUGCCCCUAAAAGCAUAAAUAGUGUGUUUUACAUUUGUGUUCAGUGUGGAUGGAAUGAAUGAAAAACAACAUGUUUAUUCGUUUAUUAGUUUAGCCCCCCCACUCUUGAUGUCCUGACUCCAGCUCCACAUAUAGAUAAGAUAUUGAUACCCAUGUUCUCACCUCACUUUCAGAAAAAAAAACAGAUAAACAUACAGACAGGUGACAACUUACAGAAAAACCUGAAUACAUGAGUGGAGAAACCUAAUGAAUGCAGGUGCACUGCAUGGUACAAUUAAGCAAUUAAUGUCCAAUCAUGCUCAUGUGUAUAAAAUUGUGAACAGGCUCAGCUGAUUCCUUUUCUUAUCACAAAAUGAAAAGAUCAAAAUGACUUUGAAAGAAGGAGGGGAAAAAAAGUGACAUGUCAGUUGAGUCAUCCUCCAUAUUCUCGACAUCUAGGUCAUGUGUGGCGUACACCAAGAGAAAGGUACAGGCCUGAAUGCCUAAUCUCAGUGGCUCUGUUCUGCUGUGGGAGGCAUUUUGCUGGCAUGGUUUGGGUUCACUUGUCCCCUUAGAGGGAGGGGUCACUGCAAAUCAAUACAGAGUUGUGAUUACUUUUAUCCUAUGAUGAAACAUUUCUGUCCUGAUGGGAGGGGUCUCUUCCAGGAUGACUAUGCUCCCAUCCACAGGUCAUGAGGGGUCACUGAAUGGUUCGAGUAUAAAAACUAUGUGAAUAAUUUUGGCCAAUGGCAGUCACCAGAUCACAACCCAGUUGAACCUAUUGUUACGAUUAACUGGUGACCCAAGAGCAAAGGGAGACAAGGGUUAGAACGUGCGUAGAAAUGAGUAAACGAGCUUAGCUUACACGAUACUAAGUGGCCUGAGAGCGAGACGCCAAACAGAAAACACUGGAAACACCAGGGAAAAUGGGAAUCAUUGCAUAAUAAUAAUAAUAAUAAUAAUAAUAAUACAUUUUAUUUGGCAGUGCCUUUCACAGCACUCAAGGACACUUUACAGAAUCUUAAAAACACAAUAAAAAUAAUAAAAACAACAGACAGUUAAAAAGAAAACCAACAUGUUACACAGCACUCCUCACCACCAUCAUCAAACGCACGAGGGAAUAUCUUUUAGAAGAAUGGUGUUCAUCCAGAGUCAAUGCAAGACUCUUUAUGUUGGUCUGUCCUUUGAUUUGUCUCUCGUCUGUAUUUCCAAAAAUGUCGUAGAUAUUCAAGUAUAAUAUGAUGUGGGAUGGAACAUGUGACACAAGUUUAUAUUUUCUUAUGAAAUCAAUCUUAUUACUUGAGGUAGCAGACUUUCUAAAACAAUGCAUGCUCAGUUAUCUCACUGUCUGUCAGAUGAGUUCUUGAGAUAAUUGAAUGAUCAUACUACAGAUCUAAAACAUUUACAGUGAGGCUGUAUAAUCUGAAACGUAAUGCCUUAUAAAAGACAGUGAGGCAGCCAUGGAGGUUGUACAAAGAAGAGUUAUCAACUAGGGCUGGGUACAGAUUUACUGAAUCGAUUCCAUUUCGAUUCACAAGGUCCCGAGUCGAUUCAAUUCCCAUUUCGAUUUGAUUCAUUUUGUUUUGAUUCGUUACGAUUUGAUUUUGAUUCAGCCAGACAUAUUUCAGUUACAACAUAAAUUUUUCUUGGCUAUGAAUUAGAUUCUCAGAGAACUAAUGCUGUGAAGUGUACCUCUAACCUGGUACAUUAUUGAAAAUAUUAAUGUUUACAUUGCCAGUGGACACAAAGCAGUUAGAUUAAUGAACGUUCUAUUUAACAUGACCAACAGUUUAGACACAUCUCAAGAAAUAAUACAUGUAGUAUGCGAUGAUACACACAGCUUCUUCUUGCACACCUCACAUAUAGCUUGGCUUUUGUCCAGUUCGUAACUGUCUACAUAGUUUUUUAAUCUGAAAUUCAGCCACACAUCUGCCUGUAGAAUUGCCACUGACUUCACUGGGACCUCGUCUUUCAUGUUUUUGUCUCUCUCGUGCAGAGGUGUAGUGCUGAUGGUUUACGUACCAGAGCUCAUAUGGUGGACGCGUAUGGUUGAGUUGCAGCUCUUUUCAAAGGUUAUGUAACCUCUGUUCCUACGGUGGCAAGUUUACAUUAAUUUACUAACUUGUGUCGAGCAAAUGAAGCUGCAUUGGAAACAUCCAUUCAGAGGAGAAGCUGCAGUGCAGGCGUAGGUCAAGCUAAGCUAACAGGCUAGGCUGUGAAAACAUAGUUAAGCUAGCUUUCUAUGGAAGCAGCACAAGCUGUUCAAGUGUAACAGACUGACUGUCAUGUUUCUGUGUAAAAGCAUCACAGAUAAAGAAACUGUCAGAAGAGUGAAUGAUGAAUGAAAGAAUGAUUUAUGUCAUUUCAUCUUUAUUACUUAACCAUUUAAUUAACUGAUCAGCUCAGAGGCUACCAGCAGCUUAUAGACUCUGAGAAGAAAAGUGGCGGAGCAUUGUUCCGGCAGCUCCCCCAGCUCUCCACCUAUGCUCACCUGACCAGAUCUCGUUGUGACACACAUCACACAUCCACAGGAGAGUUUAAAAUGUGUAUAUUAAAAGAUUGAUCUCGUGUUUUAUGAAUUGAUAUUGGAUUAUUCAAUUGAAGACCGCUUUUAAUUGACGAAUCGAUUUUUUCAACACAGCCCUAUUACCGACCAUUCAGUCAGUAGCAAGCACAACUGUAAAGUAGUACAUCAAUCAGAUACCAGAUCAGUAAGUAAUACAGCAAGACAGGAAGUAAGUCAUACACAAAUGCAGGUAUCCAGUCCAGGGGAAGAGUGCACUGACAAGCAUGUGCAAGUUGUCACAGGAUGAUAUUCACCUGCACCUUCAUUUCAAAGAAACGAAGUCAUGGUGAACAUGUGCCAACAAGGCUGAAGAAAACCAGAUAAAAGAUUUAUAUGAAAUAUAAGAGGGCGUUUAGAGUUGUUGUCACUUCAGGUAAUGUGUAGUUCUGUUACUACUGAUUAAUUCCUGCUCCUCAGAAGCUACCUCAGAAUGAAGUUUGCAUCAAGUCAGUUAAAUAUCUGAUGCGUUAAUGCUUCAAUAGUUUCAGUCUUUUUAAUUACUAUGUUUACUACUUCAUUGCUCUCGUUUUUAGGUCAAAUGCUGUUCACUCAUUCCACAAGCACUGCACUUUGUAUUACUGUCAUUAGUUGCAGGUGUUAUGCUGAAGUGAGGUUGUUUCUUCAACUUUUAUAUUCCUGCUGAUAUUCUCUUUCUUUUCCUGUCACUCAAAUAGAUGGUUACAGGUUCCGCCCCCCAAACCCAAGGUAUGACAUUGUGUGAUUGACUGUGAUUGGUCUAAAAUGCAACAUAAUGUAUUGUGUUGCUGUCCAGAAAAACUUCUUCUCUAUGGUUUAUUGCAUUAUUUUUUAAGUGACUUAAUUCUGUAUUUUCCUCUUCACAUCACUAUUGUCAUUGUUGUAACACGGUUCCUAUUUACCUUGUGUCUUCUUUUCCCCACACAUUGAGGGAGGGUUCUUUGUUGAUUGUUUGGUCGCAUCAUUUCUGACUGUGUCAUAAUGUCACAUCAAACCCUAUAUACUACAUUGUGCACUAUAAUGCACACUUUUUUAUUUGUGUCACAAUUCAGUGUAAAAUGUAGGCACUGUAUAGGGCUCUUUACACUGUACUCUACUUCCUGCUUAUAGUUCCACAAUGCAAUGCUUCAUCUUUGAUGCCUGCAUAGUACAGUGUUGCAGAAAUAAGUUAUAAUAAGCAUAUUUGCAGUUCUGAAUCCUGA
Messenger RNA from Seriola aureovittata, 6219 nucleotides. It is a transcript of the gene adck1, whose product is annotated as aarF domain containing kinase 1. Gene Ontology annotation, cellular component: mitochondrial inner membrane. The record is from RefSeq and is a predicted model, not a curated record. Gene Ontology annotation, biological process: mitochondrion organization; lipid homeostasis. The coding region runs from base 250 to 1809 and encodes 519 amino acids. The transcript is spliced from 11 exons. NCBI's taxonomy places the organism in Eukaryota, Metazoa, Chordata, Actinopteri, Carangiformes, Carangidae.